CUCAUGGUUGCUCCAGCUCUGUGACUUUAUGUCCGUAGAUGGCUAGCGCGAUAUCGGCUGCUUUAGCCAACUCUGCGGCGAAGCUCUCAUCUUCCCUCAUCUUCCCUGAAGGCUUAACGCUAGCACAAUAAAAAAAAAGCCACAGAGGACAUGGGAUGCCCAAAUCGACAUCUCUCUUACGCCGCAUGGCGGUUACAGGUCUUUCGUCGAAUUUUCCUACCGGCGUCUGAGAUCCCAAAUUCGACAUACAACUUCCGGCGGAAUCUCUCGAGCUCAAUUCAUCUCCGAAGCGACGCGCGACAGCAGAACGCGCCACCAUCGCAUGGAAAAAGCAAUGGUGUGAACGAUGACAACCUCUUAGGACACGACCAGCAGGGUUCGCUAUCUAAUACUGAAAAUGCCGCGCUUCGUCCAUCCCAAUCACUUCCUCAAUCCCCGCUUCUGACGAAGCUCCGAGACCCGUCACAGAAGAAACGAAAGAGAGAUCCCACGACAGAAGACGUUGAUAGAUUGCGGCGGAAUCCGUGGGCAGUUGCUUUAGCUUCACCACCACGAUACUGUAUCGCAACUGGCACUAGACUGCCGAAGGCUUUUCUGGGAGACUAUGGACUUUUGCGCCCAAAUGAGGAGAGCGAGAGUCUCUGGUUCAUGCCAGUUAGUCUUCUGAAGGAUGAGCUGAAAGCUGUGGCCGCAAAAAACCAGACCUCUUCCGGAGGCACAGGCCCCGAAGAACAAAAAAAUCCUGUUACGGCAUCGAAGCUCGAUCCUCUACGUAUGCCGUCCGUCCGGAUAGUCGAUCGCUUUCAUCUACUUAAGGAAGCCACGAGACAGUUCCUUGUUGAUCGUCUAUCUAGAAGGAGGAAGUCUGCUGUCAGCAACAUCAUUCCUUUUCGAUGGAGACAUCCACACGGUCCACUGAACAGUCGGUCUGAGAAGAACCUGGUCUGGCGCGAGGAUAUGCCAGAGUUCGUGCUGGCACAUAUGAGAAAGGAGGCAGUGAAGGAGCUGGGAAGAGUCUGCAGACAUAAUUUGAAUAUCAACACAGCUGAUGGUGUCUGGACUGCCUUUGGCCUUUCAGAUAGCUCAGAGACGGCGUUAGUUGAAGGUAUGAAGCAGCUACCAGAUUUUGAGAAUAUGGAGUGGGGAGGGGUAUUAGUCUUGGGACCUGGUAAUGGGGAGGAACACUCGAAUAAUGCUCAGCCAGCUCGAGAACCUGGCUCAUUUGCGUCACCUUUCCCUGACUAUAUCACUCUGCCACAGCGCGGAAAGAAGGUACCCGUUUUCGAUCUGUCGGUACUCCUGAGCAAAGAGAACCUGGAUGAGUUGAGGAGACUUCAUCCUAGGUUCCGGGAGAGUGCACUUUUUUUCCGGCCUGGUGGAACUACUCCCGUAGAGCCAAUGCUGAUGUUGUGGAAACUGAAAGGAUACGUUAUGUACGAUAACCAGCACCCGAGCCGGGACUGAUGUCUGCCACUGUACAUUAAGAAUUGACAGCAACUUUUCAUUGAAUAAUGUAUUCUAGAUCACGAAGCUGCCAGUAUCGGGUAUAUGUGAAAUGGAAGCGGAGAUCUAUGUGUAGCUCUAGUCUCUUUAUGUCUUGUGACCGAG
Paecilomyces variotii is the source of this 1608-nucleotide messenger RNA. RefSeq lists its product as hypothetical. The record is from RefSeq and is a predicted model, not a curated record. Bases 151 to 1464 code for a protein of 437 amino acids. NCBI's taxonomy places the organism in Eukaryota, Fungi, Ascomycota, Eurotiomycetes, Eurotiales, Thermoascaceae. The transcript has a single exon.